CACGUCUGGUAUAAAUAUGUGUGGGGUUCCAACUACCUGCUCUGAACUCAUCCGACCUAUCGCAAAAAAACCGACUUGAAUUCUCUAAUUCCUAUAUCGUUUAUCUAAGUCUCUAGAAGCCAGCCUUGCGUCCAGCUGCGAACGACCAUCACACCCAACCGCCUCUCUGUGAUACACAACUCUAUAGAUCCAAUGGAAACCACCAGCGGACCUUACACGACGGAAGAGGUAGAGCGCGGCUAGUCGAACUGGCGCUGGGAUGAUGGUUGGAACAUGCGGUACUACUACGUCCUCACUCCCAAGCGCUGGAUUAUGGAGGACGGGGAUACCUUUACGCUCGAGUCGCUCACUCUGCGACGCGAAGAGAAGCAGGCUAGGGGAGAUAGGGAAGAACGGGCGCGAUGGGAGGCGGAGCAGCAGCUGAUGGGAGACCGGGAGCGCAGAGCUCGAGAGGAGACAGAACGUAAAGAAAAAGAGGCUGUAAAAGCGCGGGAGCUGGAGCAGCAGAGAGCCCGUGAGCAGCAGAGGCAAUUGGAGCACGAGAACGAAUUGAGGCGCCAGCGAGAGAUAAUAGAGCAACAGGAAGAAGCGAACAAGGCAUUAGCCAAGCGCGCCGCCGGCGUGAGAACGCUGACGAAUAGUGUGGCUGGCCUUGACACCGCCUUGACUGGGCAGAACUCGGUUCCAGGAGUGCUCGAGCAGGCGAUCAAUACAGCGCAGAAUGGGGGUGGGACGAGUACGUUUGAGGUGAAGUGGCAGACUCCAGGGAAAGCUCCGGUUGAAAUGAGUCUCAAAGUCGGGCCGGCACGGAAUGGGAACGGUGCAGGGACGGCCGAGAUCGAAGACGCGGGUGACAGCAUUGAAGAAAUCGAAGACGAGGGUGACAGCGAUGAAGAGAUCGAGUGAAGAAUUUGGAGUCUGGUGGCCGUGGAGAUGCUUGUUUUUUCGACGAUAUGUAGAAUGAUGUAUCUUUUACUUUGUAGCUUAAUUUCAUAUAAGCAGGAAAAAUAAUGAGACAAAACGCA
This is a messenger RNA of Mytilinidion resinicola, 1025 nucleotides long. RefSeq lists its product as uncharacterized. Lineage: Eukaryota; Fungi; Ascomycota; Dothideomycetes; Mytilinidiales; Mytilinidiaceae. The coding region runs from base 274 to 906 and encodes 210 amino acids. The record is from RefSeq and is a predicted model, not a curated record. The transcript has a single exon.